AAGGAAAAAGAAAAAAGAAAAAAAUACUCUUCUCUUUUCCUUUCUCAACGUAACCAAAAACAAGAAUUCCGAAAUAUGAACCGUGUGGCGGUCGGCGGUGUCGGGAACAUUACGCCGAGGCAGUUUCUAGCUCAUAUGGGGAAAAAGGAGAUGAAGGGUAUGAUUCUGAAGCCUUGUGAUGUGUUCAUAAACCGUAGAGGGGUCGACACAAAGAAGACGGUGGCGGCAUUGUUGUACGACCGGCUGGUUCGGGUGAGGCUGCGGCCGUUUUUGGAUUACAAGAAUUUGAGGCCUGGAGAGAAACUGUUUGAUGAAAUUCAUGGGGCUAUUAGGCAAUGUAAAGUUGGUGUAGCUGUGUUUUCUCCUCGCUAUUGUGAGUCUUAUUUUUGCCUUCAUGAGUUGGCUAUGAUCAUUGAGUCCAACAAGAAGGUUAUUCCUAUAUUUUGUGAUAUAAAAGCAUCGCAACUUCGCAUCGAGGAUCAUCAUGGUUAUGAAACUGACGAGCUGAGGAGGUUCAAUUGGGCUCUGCAACAAGCUAAAAGCUUCGAUGGACUCAAAUUUGAUUCGUCAACAGAGACCUUAUCGGAAGUUGUCACGAAAGCUUCAAAUAUUAUCAUGAGGAGUUUGAUUGAGAUGGACCGCAAAAGGAUGAGGAAGUAGGGGAAUUUCUAAUAGUUAAUUAUUCUUUUAUACAUGGUCAAAUAUUAAUUAUUUCCUCUCCCACCUAAAAAUGUACUGUAAUGUAUUAAUUCUGUAAUUCGUUAAUAUUAAUAAUGUUAUAAAGAAAAUAUUCAUUCAUACUUCAAA
This is a messenger RNA of Cucumis melo (muskmelon), 807 nucleotides long. RefSeq names its product TIR-only protein. The record is from RefSeq and is a predicted model, not a curated record. Gene Ontology annotation, biological process: signal transduction. Lineage: Eukaryota; Viridiplantae; Streptophyta; Magnoliopsida; Cucurbitales; Cucurbitaceae. The transcript has 3 exons. The coding region runs from base 76 to 660 and encodes 194 amino acids.